This is a messenger RNA of Struthio camelus australis, 3371 nucleotides long. Lineage: Eukaryota; Metazoa; Chordata; Aves; Struthioniformes; Struthionidae. The record is from RefSeq and is a predicted model, not a curated record.
ACUUUUUAGGAUGGAGAACUAUGUUUCUUGCCUUUGCUGGAUUUCUGGGAACAUCUGAAACAACUGGACCCUCAUCUUUGCUAGCUUUUUGGCAAGACAUAUCCGUUCCUCAGAGGUUUUCUGCAUAUAAUACGCAUUGAACCUUGAACAGUUUAGAAGCUGCGCACUGGAAAUAUGGAGGAGGAGGAUCUAAGUGAAAGAGGAUUGCCACAAAUUGCUUCAAUCAUGAGUAGAGUUAGAGACUUGAAAAACAAGUACAAAAAUGAAGACAAUGUCACAGAUGAACUUAAUUAUACUAAAAUAUCAGCUGACACAACAGAUAACUCUGGAACUGUUAAUCACAUAAUAAUGACAACAAACAAUCCAGAAGAUUGGCUGAGUUUCUUGCUUAGGCUAGAGAAAAAGGGUAUUCCUCAGAUGGAUGUUGCACUACUGAAUAGACUCAUUGGUCGUUACAGUCAAGCGGUAACUGCAUUACCUGCAGAAAAGCAUAGUCAAGAUGAGAGCUAUGCUCGCAUCCUUGUGCGAUUUGCUGAGUUGAAAGCUCUUCAGGAUCCAGAGGAGGCACGUGACCAGUUUCAUUUGGCCAGACUAAAUUGCAAGAAGUUUGCUUUUGUGCAUGUGGCUUUUGCACAGUUUGAGCUAUCACAAGGAAAUAUGAAGAAGUGUAAGCAACUUCUUCAUAAAGCUGUGGACUGCUGUGCUGUUCCAUUAGAAAUGUUGGAAACUGCCCUGAAAAACUUUUAUUCACAAAAAAAGCAGUUGCUUUCAGAUGAGGAGAAGGAGAACUUUGCAGUAUCAAGUGCACAAGUGUCUGGACUUCAGAGCAUAGUUGGAAAUCAUAAAAGUAGAAAAGGGAAUGAUUCUGAAAAUUCUUCCACUGCUACUCUUGGGGGGGAGAAAUCGCAAGAAUUUGAUGCUAUUUUGAAUUACCAUAAUCCUUUAAGACCACUAAACAAAUCUAAUCAGGCCUGCCCUUUUGGGAGGGUUCCUGUUAAACUUGUAACUGAUACUGCUGAUGUUGUGAAGAAAGUGGAUAUUCCGCUUACAGCUAGUGUUAUGAAGAGGCAACUAUCUAGCUCAAAAUCUACAGCCUUGGUUGCACCUUUUCCACUACCUGAACCGAAAUCUAGUGGGGAUGAUUCGUAUGACCUGGGAGAUUUAAAGUCCUUAGAAGACAGAAACUCUCUACAGUUGCGGAUGUUGCAUGAGGACAGCUUAGAAAGUGCUACAAGUUCAACUGCAACUCUCAAAACCAAAAUGGAUACGAGUCUUGCAACAAAAAGAGAAGAAAAUAAAGUCCAGCACCAGGAACUGAAGAUUCCAGAAUCACAAGGUAUGGAAAGCCAACAGCAACAAUCCAGUUCUGCUGAAAGCUAUAGAAAGCAAAUAGAUCGGAUAAAACUGAGCUGUGUUAACUCCAGAAGAAAAUGGCCAGUUCAAGAAAUGACUCAGAAAAGCUGCUGUAAAGAGGGAAAACAGUCAAGUUUUGAACACUCUAGUCACCCGGUUUCAAAAGGAUUAUCACCGCCAGAUGCUAUUUUGAAGAAAAAUGAUCCAUUGCAUGUUUGUGGAACACCAAGCACCACAUUUAAUGACUAUAUGGACUGUUUUAGAACACCACUUGUGAAGAAUGACUUUCCACCAGGAUGUCAAAUUUCUACUCCAUACAGCCAGUUGCCAUAUUUCCUACCCCACACUCCGGCAACUCCAUUUCAAAAUCAGAUUGCCUUGCAGGCUUCAGCUUCUAUAUCUUCAAAUGAAUGCCUUGCCAUCAAAGGAAAAGUAUAUACAAUAUUAAAGCAAAUAGGUAGUGGAGGCUCAAGUAAGGUGUUUCAAGUAUUGAAUGAAAAGAAACAGUUGUAUGCUGUCAAAUAUGUGAAUCUAGAAGAAGCUGAUCAACAGACUGUUGAGAGCUAUAAGAAUGAAAUUGCUCAUCUGAGUAAACUACAGCAACAUAGUGAUAAGAUCAUCCGUCUUUAUGGCUAUGAGAUUACUGAGCAUCAUAUCUACAUGAUAAUGGAGUGUGGAAAUAUUGAUCUCAACAGCUGGCUCAAAAAGAAAAAAAACAUUGAUCCAUUGGAGCGAAAGAGCUAUUGGAAAAAUAUGUUGGAAGCUGUUCACACAAUCCAUGAAUAUGGUAUUAUUCACAGUGAUCUGAAACCAGCAAACUUUCUGAUAGUGGAUGGGAUGCUAAAACUGAUUGACUUUGGCAUUGCAAACCAAAUGCAGCCAGAUGUGACAAGCAUUGUUAAAGAUUCUCAGGUUGGCACAAUGAAUUAUAUGCCUCCAGAAGCAAUAAAAGAUAUGUCUUCCUAUGGAGAGAAUGGGAAAUCUCGAUCUAAGAUAAGCCCCAAAAGCGAUGUGUGGUCCUUAGGAUGCAUUUUAUAUUGUAUGACAUAUGGAAGAACUCCAUUUCAACACAUAACAAAUCCAAUCAAUAAACUACAUGCUAUCAUUGAUCCUAGUUAUGAAAUAGAGUUCCCGGAUAUUGCUGAGAAAGAUCUUCAAGAUGUGCUAAAGCACUGUUUAAUAAGAAACCCUAAACAAAGAAUAUCGGUCUCAGAGUUGCUGAUACAUCCCUAUGUUCAAAUUCAAACCCAUUCUCAAACAGGUGUUCCAAAUGCAAAAGGAACAACAGAGGAAAUGAAGCGUAUCCUUGGCCAGCUUGUUGGCUUGAAUUCUCCAAACUCUAUUUCUAAGGCUGCUAGGACUUUAUAUGAACAGUGCAGCAGUGGUAAAAGUCUUGAUGUGUCUGCAUUUGCAAAACUGGGAAGUCAAAAAUCACGGACAACAAAAUAACGUACUGCUGUUCAAGAUGCAGCAGGGAUGUCUCGUCUGUUCAAAAAGCAUUUCGUGCUGCUAGUUUUUUUUAAAGGACACUCACAGCAUAAAGUUCUCAUUUUUUUUAAGUAAAUAUUCUUCAACUCUGCUGAUAAUGCUACAUAUAUCAUUAAAAAGAGAAUUUAAUUGAAUGCUUUUCACUGUGCUGUCUGUUUUACUCUUUGCAUGCCACUUGGACUGAAUAGUGAAAAUUGCUGGUUGGUGAUUAUGGUCUUUGUUACUACCAAGCACUACAGUGUUUGGAUUACGAAGGCUUGUAUGAGACUCUCCAAGCUCUUUUAUCCCCCUGAAACUACCAGGAGUAGAGGGGGAGCUGUCCAAAACACCAAUUGAUGGACUCGAAAAACCUGCAAAUAUCUCUUGAAAUGUCUGCUGUGACAUGAACACAGAGAAUGUCGUGCUGUUCUGUUCUUUGCCACUAAAUAUGACAAAUAAAUACCUUUUAUGUCUGGUUUUGAUCAUAACUAGGAGCAUAAGCACUCUUUCUAUGGAAGUGAUCGAUUACAGUACCGGUAGAUAAAUGUAAA